AUUUUUCUCGUAAAUGCAGCUGUGGCAAUACUGUAUUUAUAUUGAUAUUAUUGCGUAACUGGUAUCUUGAAGAGAUUAGGAAUCUUGUGCGCCACAAAACCAGUUCUUCACACACACUAAAGCUCUGUAAAAGUCCAUCUAUAAUAUUACUAUAUUGUCAACUUUGAACUGAGGACUUAUGAGCUUAUCAAUAAUCCCAAAGAUAAUCAGUAUUGAAUAAUAACAUAUUUUCCUCUGUGCUGCUUUAAAAUAUGAUCACAAACAGUCGGUCAUCAUCUUUGAGGCCACUCUUUGUGCCAAAUUUAUUCAUUGGACAAGAGAAAAGUCUGCGAUGUAGGAUGGGUUGCAACAACUUUUGGAUUUAAAAAGUGUUACAGUGUAAAAGUCUAACGUUUGAGCACUACAUUUGUACUCCAUUAAAUUACUGGAACCAGAAAAUUUUGGUUAUAUUAACAAUAUGGAUACUAUUACGAUCACAGAUAUAGAUGUCAAGGAUCUUCGAUUUCCAACUUCACUCCAUGCCGAUGGCAGUGAUGCUAUGCACACGGAUCCUAAUUAUUCAUGCGCAUACGUGACAAUUACUACCGACAAAGGUUUCGAAGGAUAUGGUCUAACUUUCACACUGGGCCGAGGCACGGAAGUAGUUACUCGGGCAUGUGAGUCAAUGUUCAGAUUGGUCAAGGGUCGAAACGCCCUUAAUAUUUUUGCCAACUUUGCAUCAUUUUGGAGAGAAUUAACCAGCGACUCUCAGAUGAGAUGGAUUGGACCUGAAAAAGGUGUCACUCAUUUGGCAACAGCUGCGAUUGUAAAUGCCCUAUGGGACUUAUGGGCCCGCAUUGAAGGAAAGCCUGUGUGGAAAUUACUAACAGAUUUGACUCCCGAACAACUUGUAUCGACGAUAGAUUUUCGAUACAUUUCUGAUGUUAUUACAAAGGAAGAAGCAAUAUCUUUGCUCAAAAGAAAAGCAGAGGGUAAAGAGAAACGAGAGAAGCUUCUAUUAAAAAAUGGAUAUUCAGCUUACACUACUCAAGUAGGAUGGCUAGGUUAUUCUGAUACAAAAGUUUCAGACUUAUGCCAAAAAUACCUCGAUCUUGGAUUCACAUCUUUUAAAGCUAAAGUUGGAGUGAACAUUGAAGAAGACAUAAAGAGAUGCCGUUUGAUCAGAAAGGUAAUUGGCUAUGAAAAUAAGCUUAUGGUAGAUGCCAAUCAAAUUUGGGAAGUCGAGGAAGCAAUCGACUGGGUCAAGCGCUUGGCUGAGUUUAAAUUAACUUGGAUCGAGGAACCGACAUCCCCGGAUGAUGUGUUAGGCCAUGCUACAAUUGCCAGGGCUUUAGAGCCCUAUGGAAUAGGAGUGGCAACAGGAGAGAUGUGCGCAAAUCGAGUUAUGUUCAAGCAACUUCUUCAAGCAAAAGCAAUAAAAUAUUGCCAAAUUGACUCUGCUAGGAUCGGUGGUAUCAACGAAAUACUAUCAGUUUAUUUCAUGGCACUGAAGUUUGGCGUACCAGUUUGUCCGCAUGCCGGAGGCAUCGGGUUAUGUGAAAUGGUCCAGCACCUUCAAAUGUGGGAUUUUAUAUCUUUGAGUGGAACAAGUGAGGAUAGAGUAAUCGAAUACAUCGAUCAACAGCAUGAGCACUUUGAGAACCCAACGAAUGUGAAAAAUGCUCAUUACAUGCCGCCUCUCGUCCCUGGAUAUUCAACAAAGUUGAAAAAUCAAACCAUAUUGGAUUUCGAAUAUCCAAAUGGAGCAGAAUGGCAACGGAUGUUCAAUGAAGGAAUUUUUCAGAAGCCUAUAGAUUAGAAGAACUUGGAAUUUCCAGCAUAAUAAUCGACGAGAAUCAAUCAAGUAGUUCCAAAUACGAUGAACUUGAAUGAGACUAAUCGGAGGCUCUUAAUAAUAUACUAUUUUCGUUUCGUCUUCAUAUAGUUGAAGCUGUAUCAAAUAAAUUAUUAGAACUAAA
Molecule: messenger RNA, 1958 nt
Organism: Athalia rosae (coleseed sawfly)
Lineage: Eukaryota; Metazoa; Arthropoda; Insecta; Hymenoptera; Athaliidae
Product: mitochondrial enolase superfamily member 1-like
Exons: 6
Coding region: 458-1798 (446 amino acids)
Biological process (GO): amino acid catabolic process; carbohydrate catabolic process
Molecular function (GO): L-fuconate dehydratase activity; magnesium ion binding
Source: RefSeq, a predicted model, not a curated record